AUGUCAGACCACGGGAACAGCUCCGACACGCUGGAAGAGAUCGAUGAUCCUUCCGAGCUAUUGUCCAAACCACUAGAGCCUGUUCCGCUCGUCAGGCCGUCUUCGAUCGACCAGCCUCCCGCAUCUCCGCUGAAGAAGCGUCAACUUCCGCCAGGGUUCGGCACAGGCGCUUCUAGCGGCUCGUCGUCCAGCACUUCACGACCGACGGUGUGGCAGUCCCCACGCCAACAUGCUCAAGCUGCGGUACCCGCAGCCUCGAAUCCCGCCACCUCGGCCGGAAAUGGGCUGAUCAUUGGUGGUAGCGGAGCUCGCGUUCCAACCCAGUUUUUGGACGCCAACGGUGGGUUCUCAUGGCAGGCCCCACCAACCACUGCGGGCUCUGCCAGUUCGGUCCAUGUGCCCACUCCGUCGAUGCCCGGAGCUUUCCCCCUAGCUGCCGCAUCUGCAGUUGCACCAACUCCACAGCAGUCUUCAGCGCCUAGACCGUCGCGCGUAGAAACGACCAUUGAUCUGACCUUCGACAGCGAUGAGGAAGACGGUAAGGACAAGCCAGUCAUAUCGAAAUCGAACGGCAAUGCUAUCGCCUCUGGCUCGUCGAUGCCCUCCACAGCGCACACAGCACAGGCUCUCUUAAAUGGCGGGAGCGCUCCCAAGGCAGAGCAUGCAGCAUCCUCGUCAUCUCCCGGCCCUUCUGCACCCAUCGAGAUCGACGAUGAUGAUGACGAGCCGGUUAUCGUCGGCCUCAAGCGGCCAGCGCCAGAGGAGUUUGAGAUCGACCAUGUCAAGUCGAACGCCAUCGUCUGCGCCGGGUUGAUCCAUGCCGUCGUUCUCUGCAUGUAUGGUCUGCCACCUGCGCUAACUUACGCCGGUAACGCCGGGCAGGAGCCACCUCAGGAUCCAAACUUUACGCGUGAAAAUUGGCCCAACGCAUCACGCUUCUGGACCGAGCAAGGUUACAGGCCCGUCAUGCUCCACCUGCCUGAUCCGAACAGCUUGCCUCCGUCAAGCAGGACGCUGCCAGGCGGUUGGAGCUACAUCGCCAUGCCUCCACAACGAGCUGAUAUCAACGUCAGCGUGCUCGUGCCGCCACUCGCCAGGUAUCCGCACCUGCCUCGAGAGCAGGCUUUCGCGCAAGGCCCUUAUGUCGAGCAAGCCUUCGGCUCUCUAGCCGAGAAAUACGUUACCUCGAUGGAGCCGCUUCUUCGGAGCAACAAGAUUCGAUGCGAGGCUCGCUGUCGUUUGGUACCUAUCGGAAGAGCACAGAAUUUCCUGCAAUACCUCGAGAUCCUCGUCUUUGCUUGUCGCCCUGAUCUUCCCCUCAUCUCGGAACGCUUGGCCUCUCAGGGCAUCCAGUUGGAGCACCCGCCGUCAUACCAUCCUGAGGAUUAUCCGACGCAGCCUCAGUACACGAACCCGCACAACCCUCCUGCGGGCGGCAUGCGCAAUGAUCACAUGCUCAACACGUAUAAUGGCAUCUAUCGUGGCGCGGGGAUGGGUACAAGUGUGCAGAACCGCGAGAUGACGGAAAAGGAGAAGAAGGCUCAAGUCGAUGCUAUCUACACAAGCAUUCGCAGCGGAGAGGAGCUUGCGGCGGUCGAGCCAACCGAGCUGAUCUCGACGAGACUGCUUCAACAUCAGAAGCAAGCUUUGGGCUUCUUGCUGAACCGCGAACGGGAUCGAAGAUGGACGGAGCUUCUGGUCGAGCGGAAAGAAGACCAAAAGAAGGAAGAGGGAGGCGAUUCAUCCUCCGCUCCGAAAGAGCCCAAGUUUGAGUUGGUCAAGGCCGAGGGUAAGAGCAAGGCAUCGACCUCAAGCAGUGCAUUGGAAAAGGGCAAAGCUAAGGACAAGGUGCAGGAGGAAGUCGACGAAGACUCUAUCUCGCUGUGGAAGGUGCGCAAAGGCAUGAACGGCAAGGUCCGAGCUUGGCGCAAUCUCAUCACCAACCGCGAAACCAUGGCUCAGCCUCGCAUCUGCCGGGGGUCCAUCCUCGCAGAUGACAUGGGUCUUGGCAAGACCAUCACAACGCUCGCCCUCAUUGCGCAUACCCUGCGCGAAGCCAAGGUCUUCGGUGCUUCGAAGGUACCACGAGAGGCUGGUGUUGAUCUUGCAGAGGCGAUGCAAGCGAAUGGCGUUUCGGAUGAAGAGGGUGCCAGCAAGGCGAAAGUCGAAAGCUUCAGCAACGGCAAGGGCAAAGGCAAGGCUGGUGCCAAGCGUCGUAGCAGCGAGUCCUCGUUCGACGAUGACAUGAACUUUGACGACAAGUUUGAUCUCUCUGAUCUGUCGGAUGACGACGUAACGCCUCCUAUCUCGCUCGCUCUUCACAACGCCCCUCCUGCGGCCAAGAACACAACUGCCAACGGCAAGAAGAAGGCAAAGGAGAAGACGGAUCCCGAAAUCGUGCGUCGAAAGCAUCUCGAGCGUCGUACCCGCGCCACACUCAUUGUUUGCCCUUUGUCAGUGAUUUCGAAUUGGGAGGAGCAGAUUAAAGAGCACUGGGCGCGCAAGAAGCGUCCUUCAGUUUACAUCUACCACGGCUCUUCGCGAUCCAACAGCGUGAAGUGGAUUGCAAAUCAUGACAUCGUGCUUACGACCUACUCGACGCUCGGGUCCGAAUUCUCGAACCAGUCGAUGUGGGUCACUGAUGACGUGCGGGACCCGAAGAGAGGCAAAAAGGGUGGUAGUUCUGACGACGAGCACGCGGUUGAUGAUGACGAUGAGGUAUUCAUGGUCAAUGAAAACGGCAUCCCAAUCGGUGACCAAGCUGGCCGAGGCAAGACGGAUAAGAACAACGGAAAGAAGCGGAAGCGCAAAGCUGCAAAGGAGUCCCUCAACCCGUUGCAACAUAUUGAAUGGUUCCGCAUUGUGCUGGACGAAGCACAUAUCAUCAAGGGCGCUGGAACAUGGCAGUCGAAAGCCGUCUGUAACCUCUCAGCACAACGCAGGCUCUGCCUUACUGGUACACCCAUCCAGAACACUAUCAACGACCUAUUUGCGCUGGUCAAAUUCCUUCGUCUCGAUCCUUUUACCGAUCGAGCCAUUUGGAACGAAUUCUGCGGUCACAAGGAGUCUCAUGGUCUCAAAUCCAAAGGAAAGGACGACGAGCCGAUCGACCCCGCCAACCUUGGCCACGUACAGAUCUUGAUGAAGUUCCUUGCUCUGCGUCGACAAAAGACAACUAAGACGGCAGACGGCAAGCAGCUGCUCACCUUGCCGCCUAAGCUCAGCAAGACGGAGUACCUGGACUUCGAGGAGACAGAGAAGGCUCGCUACCAGGCUCUGCACAACCGGUAUCGUGAAGAAUUCGAGGAGAUGAUGGCUGGUGACACGGUUAACAACAACUAUGCAACCAUCCUCCACGAGAUUCUCAACCUGCGCAUGACCUGCGACCACCCUUCCAUGGUCGAUGCUGGCAAAGAUGCGAAGCGCAUGAGUGCAGGAGCCGACCUUUCCGAGGCCAUCAAGCAGGACGGUCUCAGUCGAGAGCGAGCAGCGAUCCUCUUCAUCCUGUUCCGCGACAGCGAGAUGGCGUACUGCUCUGAAUGCCAGAGCGACCUCUCCAUGAGCGCGGAUCGCGGCGGAGCUGGCAACGAUACUCAGGAGCUGGUAGAUGCUCUUGAUGACGUCACUGGUGAAACUCGCAACGGCAAGAGGAAGCGCACUAGGAUCGAGCCAGGCAUGGCAUCCAUUGCAUCCUCUAUUAUCAUGUCGAGGGACGGUCUGGAAACACCUAGGGAAGGUGCAGCACGACCGGUAGUAACACGAUGCCAACACAUGUUCUGUUCGUCGUGCUUCCGCCGCUUGAAUGGAUUUCCUUGGCCGAAUGUGGCAGCUUCCGAUGUCGGCAAUUGCCCCACGUGCAGUUACUCAUUGAAUCUUGCUAUGGACGCCAUCGAGCUGGAUCCUACCGACUUCGUGGGGAUCAAUGAUGAUCAGACUGAGCGUGUCGCCGACGGCGACCAAGACUUCAUCGAUCCGAACGAUGACGAAGAUACGGGUGACAAGAAGUCUAAGAUCAACAAGUAUGACGACGAGGGUGUGGAUGAGCCCGAGAGCGACUUUGACUGGGGCAGCGGUGAUGAGGACAGCAAGAUUAAAACACCUCGUCGCAAAGCGCCACGCAAUAAUGGCAGUGGCUCGACGGAGAUUCGUGGCGAUAUCUCGCUCGAAGGCAGGAAGGAUCUGUCCACGAAGAUCCGCGCUCUCAUCACCGACCUGCUGCCGUUUUCGAAGUGCAAUCCUCACUCGGCACUCUACGAUCCCACAGCACCUCGACUGGUUCACAUCGAACCUUCGACAUCCGAGGAUCCAGAAGUGCGCAAAGUUGAGGACCCUGUGGUCGUCAUUCAAAAGCCGCCGGCCGCUAUCACCAAGAGCGGGUUGCUAGGAAAGCUGGAUCAAGCCAUGGAUGCUCUAGACUCGUACGACCCAGUCAAGAGCGUCGUCUUUUCUCAAUGGACGAAGAUGCUCGACCGAAUCCAGAAGUCGCUCAAGAUCACCGGCAUCCGUGUCGCCAGACUCGACGGUACAAUGAAGCGUUCCGACCGCUCUGCUGCAUUGGAAUCUUUCAAGAACAACCCGACCAUCGAGGUCCUUCUCGUCUCUCUCCGCGCAGGAGGCACAGGCCUCAACCUCGUCUCUGCCUGUCGAGCCUACCUCAUGGACCCGUACUGGAACCCAGCAGUGGAGAACCAAGGUCUCGAUCGCGUACACCGUAUGGGCCAGACACGACCAGUCAUUACAACGAAGUAUAUUAUGCGACAUAGUAUUGAGGAGAACAUGCUCCGGUUGCAGAAACGCAAGAUGAUGUUGGCUGAGAAGGUCGGGAGUAAGAGGCAGAUUGGAGCGGGGGCUAGGAGAGAAGAGAGGAGGGAAGACUUGAGGGUGCUGUUUGGGACUUCGAAUGGUGGUGUCGAGUCGGUCGAAAAACGGUCGUCAGUGUAG
This is a messenger RNA of Ustilago hordei, 4941 nucleotides long. RefSeq lists its product as uncharacterized. Gene Ontology annotation, molecular function: ATP-dependent chromatin remodeler activity; ATP binding. Bases 1 to 4941 code for a protein of 1646 amino acids. The transcript has a single exon. The record is from RefSeq and is a predicted model, not a curated record. NCBI's taxonomy places the organism in Eukaryota, Fungi, Basidiomycota, Ustilaginomycetes, Ustilaginales, Ustilaginaceae.